CCAAGGUAGGGGGUCGGGAGCAGUUAGAUUUUUCCUCUGACCGUGGAGGAGGUGGAGUGAAUUGCUGGAGAUUUACAUAUUUUCCUCUGACUGUCGACCAAUAUAUUGGUUUAGAACAAUUGACGGAAGAAGAGGAUAAUCAUUUUUUAUAUCGGAUUAGGAAGCUGUGCAGGCUGCAGGCUUUGAAAGAAACAUGGCGACCCAAUCUGAUCUGAUGGAACUGGACAUGGCCAUGGAGCCUGACCGUAAAGCAGCUGUGAGCCAGUGGCAGCAGCAGUCCUACCUGGACUCAGGCAUCCACUCUGGGGCCACCACCACCGCGCCCUCCCUCAGCGGGAAGGGCAACCCAGAGGAGGACGAUGUGGACAACCAGGUGCUCUAUGAGUGGGAGCAGGGCUUCAACCAGUCUUUCUCUCAGGACCAGGUGGCAGACAUUGAUGGGCAGUAUGCCAUGACCAGAGCCCAAAGGGUUCGGGCAGCGAUGUUCCCCGAGACUCUGGACGAGGGCAUGCAGAUUCCCUCCACGCAGUUUGACGGAGCCCAGCCCACUAACGUCCAGCGCUUGGCCGAACCCUCACAGAUGCUGAAGCAUGCCGUGGUCAACCUGAUCAACUACCAGGAUGACGCCGAGCUGGCCACAAGGGCCAUCCCAGAACUGACCAAACUCCUGAACGACGAGGACCAGGUGGUGGUGAACAAGGCGUCGGUGAUGGUGCACCAGCUCUCCAAGAAGGAGGCGUCCCGUCACGCCAUCAUGCGCUCCCCUCAGAUGGUGUCUGCCAUCGUGAGGACCAUGCAGAACACCAGCGACGUGGAGACAGCCCGCUGCACCGCCGGAACUCUACACAACCUGUCCCACCACAGAGAGGGCCUGCUCGCCAUCUUCAAGUCCGGAGGCAUCCCCGCGCUCGUCAAAAUGCUGGGUUCCCCAGUGGACUCUGUGCUGUUCUAUGCCAUUACGACUCUACACAACCUGCUGCUGCACCAGGAAGGAGCCAAGAUGGCCGUGCGCUUGGCCGGAGGCCUACAGAAAAUGGUUGCCUUGCUAAACAAAACAAACGUCAAGUUCCUCGCCAUCACAACAGACUGCCUUCAGAUCCUGGCCUACGGAAACCAAGAAAGCAAACUCAUCAUCUUGGCCAGUGGAGGUCCCCAGGCUUUGGUGAACAUCAUGAGGACCUACACAUAUGAGAAGCUGCUCUGGACCACCAGUAGAGUUCUCAAAGUGCUGUCAGUCUGCUCCAGCAACAAACCCGCCAUCGUGGAGGCCGGUGGCAUGCAGGCUCUGGGUCUUCAUCUGACCGACCCCAGUCAACGCUUGGUUCAGAACUGUCUGUGGACCCUCAGGAACCUGUCGGACGCUGCCACCAAACAGACGACCUUAGCAGAAGUAGAUGUGAUGCAGGAGGGCAUGGAGGGAUUGCUUGGCACCCUGGUUCAGCUCUUGGGCUCUGACGACAUCAACGUAGUCACCUGUGCCGCUGGUAUUCUGUCUAACCUCACCUGCAACAACUACAAGAACAAGAUGAUGGUGUGUCAGGUGGGUGGCAUCGAGGCGCUGGUCCGCACCGUGCUCCGUGCCGGUGACCGCGAGGACAUCACCGAACCGGCCAUCUGUGCCCUGCGUCACCUCACCAGCCGACACCAGGAUGCCGAGAUGGCCCAGAAUGCCGUGCGCCUGCAUUACGGCCUCCCAGUGGUGGUCAAACUGCUCCACCCACCAUCCCAUUGGCCGCUGAUCAAGGCUACAGUAGGGCUGAUCCGUAACCUUGCCCUGUGCCCCGCCAACCACGCCCCACUGCGUGAGCAGGGUGCCAUCCCACGGCUGGUGCAGCUGCUAGUGAGAGCCCAUCAGGACACCCAGAGACGCACCUCUAUGGGUGGCACACAGCAGCAGUUUGUGGAGGGAGUGCGUAUGGAGGAGAUUGUAGAGGGCUGCACUGGAGCUCUGCACAUCUUAGCCAGAGACAUUCACAACCGAAUCGUCAUCAGAGGGCUCAACACCAUUCCACUCUUUGUCCAGCUCCUCUACUCCCCUAUCGAGAACAUCCAGCGUGUGGCUGCAGGCGUGCUGUGCGAGCUGGCCCAGGAUAAGGAGGCGGCCGAAGCCAUUGAGGCAGAGGGAGCCACCGCUCCACUUACAGAGCUGCUCCACUCCAGAAACGAAGGAGUUGCGACGUACGCCGCGGCGGUGCUGUUCCGCAUGUCUGAGGAUAAGCCCCAGGACUACAAGAAGCGGUUGUCUGUGGAGCUCACCAGCUCCCUGUUCAGGACGGAGCCCAUGACCUGGAACGAGACUGGAGAUCUUGGCCUGGACAUUGGAGCACAGGGAGAGCCAUUGGGCUACAGACCAGAUGACCCUAGCUACCGCUCUUUCCACUCCGGUGGGUACGGGCAGGACGCCAUGGGCAUGGAUCCAAUGAUGGACCACGACAUGGGUGGGCACCACCCCGGCCCAGAGUACCCGGUCGACGGCCUCCCAGACCUCGGCCACGCCCAAGACCUGAUCGAUGGCCUUCCGCCAGGCGACAGCAAUCAGUUGGCUUGGUUUGAUACUGAUCUGUAAAUAAAACUACUUUUUAGCUGUCUCGUCUGAACUGAAUGAACCCGCAUUGUGAUUUGGCCUGUGGUGUUGAUGAGUGGUCUCCAGAGAGUGGGCUAAUUUCUCAGAAAGUGCCUGACACACUAAUUCAAGCUGAGUUUCCUAUGGGAACAAGUGGAAGUAAAACUUUAUGUUCUGGUCCUUGUCGGUCGGAGGUUUUAUCUGCAUAUGGAGUCUGUGGAGUGGGUGAUUCGAAGAAUGAAGCCCAAGAGGUGUGGAUCCCAAGAUGGAAUUUUCAAUCCUAGCCUUGCCUGUAUUUUUUAUCACGUUUUCUUUUCUCUCUCUCUUUUCUUUUUCUUUUUUUUUUAAACAAAAUUCUUCAGUCUGUAAUGGUACUUAUCUAGCUUGCUUUUAAGGUAUUUGUCUUUUACUUUGCAGGAAUUUGUAUUCCUUUAAAGUCUCUCUCUCUCUCUCAUAUAGUGUUAAGUUAUAGUGGUAAAAUGCUCCAUCGGUUUUAAGAUUUUAUCCAGUUAUGGUGUAGAACACUAAUAAUCAGUUGAAUUGUAUUCUGAUCAAGUGUAACAUUGUGUAGCUUUUGUAUAAAAAAAAAACCAAGAAUUGGAAAUGGUCCAAAUAUCAAGUUUCUUGCUUUAAUGAAAUCACUGUUUCCAGUGUCUCAGAUGUUCCAAAGGUUCUGCAAUCUGUGGGGGCCAGUUCUUUUUUUUUUUUCUUUUGGGUUUUUUUAUUUUUACUUUUGAUGGUAGCUAUAGAAGGUUUUGAAAAGAACCCCUAACUGUUGUAGCCUGUUGCGUUUAUUGGAGACAUGGUAAUGACAUGGCUAAUAAAAUGGACUUAAAUUUGA
Chanos chanos (milkfish) is the source of this 3404-nucleotide messenger RNA. It is a transcript of the gene ctnnb1, whose product is annotated as catenin (cadherin-associated protein), beta 1. The coding region runs from base 194 to 2566 and encodes 790 amino acids. The record is from RefSeq and is a predicted model, not a curated record. Gene Ontology annotation, molecular function: cadherin binding. The transcript has 17 exons. Gene Ontology annotation, biological process: cell adhesion. NCBI's taxonomy places the organism in Eukaryota, Metazoa, Chordata, Actinopteri, Gonorynchiformes, Chanidae.